Messenger RNA from Annulohypoxylon truncatum, 1613 nucleotides. RefSeq names its product quinon protein alcohol dehydrogenase-like superfamily. The coding region runs from base 113 to 1231 and encodes 372 amino acids. Gene Ontology annotation, cellular component: TORC2 complex; TORC1 complex. Gene Ontology annotation, biological process: TOR signaling; regulation of actin cytoskeleton organization. The record is from RefSeq and is a predicted model, not a curated record. Lineage: Eukaryota; Fungi; Ascomycota; Sordariomycetes; Xylariales; Hypoxylaceae. Gene Ontology annotation, molecular function: protein binding. The transcript is spliced from 4 exons.
CUUCUCCCCAGCUUCUGCGCCAAUGCGACAUAAACCUAUUCUAACUCGUUACACUCCUUUAUUUUAUCAGCCAGACCGUUUCCUUUCUUGCUAGGCCAUUGAUGGGGUUGCAAUGUCCGUAAUUCUUUGUACCGCUGGGUACGAUCACACGAUCAGGUUCUGGGAGGCACUUUCGGGAAUCUGUUCACGUACCAUCCAGCACCCAGAUUCUCAGGUCAACCGAUUGUGCAUCUCACCCGACAAGCGAUUCCUAGCUGCCGCCGGCCACCAUACUGUUAAGCUCUACGAUAUCAAGUCUACGAACCCGAAUCCGCUGCUUACGUUUGAGGGCCAUACCGGCAAUGUUACAGGCGUAGCAUUUCACUGCGAGGGAAAAUGGAUGGUCACGAGCUCUGAAGACGGAACGGUCAAGAUUUGGGAGACGCGCUCGGGCACCAUCCAGCGAAGCUACAGCCAUGGAUCUGCGGUCAACGAUGUUGUUAUCCAUCCAAAUCAGGGCGAGAUCAUAAGCUGUGAUCGCAGCGGCAGCGUCAGGGUCUGGGAUCUUGCUGAGAAUAAUUGUUCUCACCAGCUUAUUCCCGAGGAGGACGUCUCCGUCUCAAGUGUCACUGUCGCAAGCGAUGGAUCGCUACUCUGCGCUGCCAAUAAUGCGGGCAACGUCUUUGUUUGGCGAUUGAUCCAAGAUUAUGACCACACGAACCUCCUACCCGUAACCCACUUCUCGGCGCACAAAGAGUACAUAACACGCAUCCUGCUCUCCCCGGAUGUCAAGAAGCUCGCCACCUGCUCCGCCGACCACACCGCCAAGAUCUGGGAAGUAACCGCGUCGCCGCCCUCCUCCGACGAGUCCUCAUCCGCAUCCUUAUCUAACAUUCCCAUGCCGGGUUCUACCAUCGGUUCCUCCCCUCUCAACGGCAUCAACGGCCAGCUAAACGGCGACGGGAGCAACCCCAUAGUCGGAGGAAUGGGAAUAGGGAACAUGGGCAUGGGCAUGGGCGGCCCGGGCGCCGGCGAGGCGAAACCGUACCCCCUCGAAGCUACGCUGACGGGCCACCAGCGCUGGGUCUGGGACUGUGCGUUCAGCGCGGAUUCGGCGUACCUGGUGACGGCGUGCUCGGACCAUUACGCGAGAUUGUGGGAGCUGCAUAGCCAGCAGGUUAUUCGCCAGUAUAACGGCCAUCACCGCGGCGCGGUUUGCGUCGCUCUUAAUGAUUACUCCGAGGCGCGGUGAUCGGGUCGUUGGGUUAUGCUGUUUCUACAUAGGUACGCGGUUACGGUUGGAGACGGGGCUGAUCUGAAGUUUGACGGAGGGAGAAUGCGGAUGCGGGAAGAGUAUCAGCCUGGCUUGAGAGCUUACCUACCCUAGGUACCUAUGGAAGCUAUAUGCUAUGGAUUAUGAAUUUUUCUAUAUAGGGAUUAGGGCUGGGGAGUUAGAGGAGUAUUAGCCUCUUGCUUUAAUGAAGUUUUCCUGCAAUAUCGUUGGCUUUCUUCGUCUUUUAGAGGGUUCAGAAAGUCACAUCUAGGUACCUAUUCAUCUCGGUAGAUAGCUAUGUCUUACCGGUACCAGUUUUCACUGAAACAGUCGUAGCUACCUAUCUACCUAGAUACUAAGG